AUGUCCAGGAGCUCGUCCGUCCAGUCCAUGUCGAUGUCCGAAGAGUCAAGCAACGACGUCGGGGACAAUGAGUCCAGCGGCGUUGGGUUGUCUGCCUCGAGCCUCAACUACGAAAUGCGCCGCAAGCUCGACAUUAUGAAGAAGCUUCACAACACAGGUGUUCAGGUAGACAUCGACCUCCCACAAAUCGCCGUCAUAGGCAACCAAAGCGCCGGCAAGUCGUCGCUCAUCGAGGCCGUCUCGGGCAUCACACUGCCACGGGCGUCUGGAACGUGCACACGCUGUCCCACAGAAUGUCAUCUUACGCGAACAGACGCGCCGUGGCAGUGCAUUGUGUCUUUAAGAAUCACCACGGACUCUAACGGCAAACCGUUGGGUCAAGUGAGGAACGAGCAGUUCGGCGACAUCAUCUAUGACAAGUCCCAAGUUGAAGACCGCAUCCGUCGUGCGCAGCGGGCCAUUCUUAAUCCACAGCAAUCACUCGACCUUCAAUUCUUUUUGAACGAAAGGGAGGACGACAUCAACACAAAACUUACGAAACAAUUGGCAUUCUCGCUGAACUGUAUCACGCUCUCGAUAAGUGGCCCAGAUGUCGCCGACCUUUCAUUCUGCGACCUCCCAGGUCUUAUCGCCAGCGUUGCUCGUGGUGGUGAAGACUCUUCUAUUGCCCUUGUGGAGAAAAUGGUCGUGUCCUAUAUAAAGAAACCUAGUUGUAUCAUUCUUCUGACCGUCGCCUGUGAAACCGACUUCGAAAACCAAGGUGCCCACCGCCUAGCUAAACAAUAUGACCCUGAAGGCAAACGUACAGUCGGCGUCUUAACGAAACCUGACCGUAUACCUCAAGGCGAGGAAUCGUCGUGGAUUCCAUUCAUCCGUGACGAAAGGGAGCCUCUUGAAAAUAAUUGGUUCUGCGUGAAGCUUCUUUCUUCGUUCCAGCUGAACAUGAAACUAUCGUGGGCACAGAGUCGGCAGUUGGAAGAAGAUUUCUUCUCCAAAAAGCCUGGUCCAUGGUCUGAAAUUGAAGAACCAUACAGGAAGUACCUUGGGACCGAAAACUUGGUGGAGAGGCUUAGUACCGUCUUAUCUGACUUGAUCUCCAGCAGAAUGCCCGAAAUCCAAGAUGAGCUAGAAAAGUCGAUCGCAAGUACUCGCGAACUACUUUCACGUCUCGCACCCCCACCCUCAACCGACCCACGGAGCGAGAUUCUGACACUCCUCCACAUGUUUGUACAGGACGUGUCGCAGAGCGUAAAAGGAGUUUCCGAAGGCUUUGGACUCGGAGCACCCUCCGGAUUAAUCCAAUCUAUCACCCCAGAGCAAGAAAACUUCAAACGGGCGAUACGCGCAACCGCGCCGGAGUUCUGGCCGUUUGAAACGCGCGUGCUCAAUGGAAAACUCCCGCCUGCAGAUUUUCUGCACGGUGAAGAGCAAGAGGACACUCGAGAGGGUUUCGCCUCUUCAAAAGCCGUGGCGUCCCCUAAAAUCUGCCUUGACGAAGUGAAUGAACGAAUUAAAAAGGCGCGCACGCGCGAACUUCCAGACCAUAUGCCGCCUAUCGUUGUGCGGACAUAUAUCCAGAAUAUUGUCAAACAGUGGGAUGCGCCUUCGGAUGCUUUGGUCAAAUCGACCUAUAACAUUGUCAGCGCUCAUUUAAAGCAAAUGGUUCGUGACCAUUUCCACCAGUUCGGACAGGGAAAAUUAGAGCAACAAAUUCGGGGCAUCGUCCAAGCGCAUAUAAACGCUUGCCACGCAAAGGCCGAGCAACACGUCAAAUAUCAGCGAAAGCUGGAACAGAAGUGGCCCUUUACAAUGAACACACAUUACUAUAGGGAUUACAAGGCGAAGUUCCUGGCACAGUAUAAAUCUGCUCGCGAAGAACACGCCAAAAAUGCAAAGGCGCCCUUGAAAAUCACAUUCCCUCAACCUCCCAGCACAAAUACAACGGCCUUCGGUACUACAAUUCCGAGGCCGAAUGUAUUUGGUGAUGGCACCAGUAACACGAUUUCAUUCAAACCAAUCGAACCAGCCGAAUCAUCAAAAAGUACACCUGUCGCUGAGGCCAACCAUGAAGCACAGACAAAGACGACGUCGUCUUCAGAGGCGGAUGAUCGCAAUGCAGCCGCUCUUGAAAUCAUGGCCGCUGUGCGAGCUUACUUCCAAGUCGCGUAUAAGCGUUUCAUCGACUACGUCCCACUCACCAUCGACGCGGAGCUUGUUGACGGCCUCGCACAAGAUCUACUCCCUACCCUCUACUCACAAUUGGGUAUCAAUGGGCCAAAAGGUGACGCUAUAUGUAAAGACUUUGCUCAGGAAAACCGCAAAACCGCGACUCGUCGCGUCGAGCUCACCAAGAAACUUGAGCGUCUGAUGGCGGGACACAACGAGCUAUUCGCUGCGUUUGUUUGA
Messenger RNA from Psilocybe cubensis, 2406 nucleotides. RefSeq lists its product as uncharacterized. Gene Ontology annotation, molecular function: GTPase activity; microtubule binding; GTP binding. Gene Ontology annotation, cellular component: cytoplasm; membrane; microtubule. The record is from RefSeq and is a predicted model, not a curated record. The transcript has 10 exons. NCBI's taxonomy places the organism in Eukaryota, Fungi, Basidiomycota, Agaricomycetes, Agaricales, Agrocybaceae. Bases 1 to 2406 code for a protein of 801 amino acids.